Molecule: messenger RNA, 843 nt
Organism: Paramecium pentaurelia
Lineage: Eukaryota; Ciliophora; Oligohymenophorea; Peniculida; Parameciidae
Source: the annotation of a GenBank genome assembly
AUGAAGAGUGGACGAAAAUUGGUUCCAAUUUAAAAUCCUCAUUCUGUUAACAAACAAAAAUAAAUCGAACCUUAAACUUAGAAAAAAAGUAGGAUCAUCAAAAGAGCUCCAGAAAAAAAAAAUGAAAAAUAACCUUUUUCAAAUAUAAAAGAUUAAAAAUUAGUGUAGUAAUAAUAGAAAUCAUAACAAUAACCUAUUUUAAAGUAAAUCAAAUAAAAAGCUUAAUAAGAUGAAUAAAAUAAUUACCCUAUUGCAGUGUUAUUAGGUACCCCAGGAGUUGGCAAAACUUAAAUUAUGCAUAAAUUAUUUCCAAACGAAAAAUAAUUAAAAGAAUUUACAUUAUAUAAAUUAGAAGAUCUAAAAUACAAUUUUGUUGACACCUCAGGAUUCGAUUUUGAGGGGGAUAUAGAUUGGAGAGAGGUUCAAAUCAAAAAUUAUUAGAAUUUAUUCUUAAAAUUUUCAAAUCAAAUAUCUUCACUAUUUGUAGUAGUUAAUUUUGAAAGAACUGAUUUAAUGAAAAAAAAAUUGCUUUCUGUUUAUAAGUACUUUAGGAAAUUUAAAAAUUUAAUGAGUAUAGUUGUUACUGAUUUUCAUUUGAGUGAAAGUAAUCGAGAUAAAGAACAUUUAAAAAAAAAUUUCUAAAUAUUUUAACCAAAUGAUAUACUAUUUGUAAGAGGAGAUUUAAAAUCAGAGGAAUUAAAAGAAUCAUUGAAAAAGUCUAAAAUGUUAAAUAAAUUAAUUGAAUCUAAUUAAUUUAACUUAAAAGACACAAUCUUUGAACUAUAUGAUAUGGAAGAAUAUAAGAAUAUAAGAUAAGAUUUAUUAAAAUUGAUAAAUAAAUGA